Molecule: messenger RNA, 1710 nt
Organism: Staurois parvus
Lineage: Eukaryota; Metazoa; Chordata; Amphibia; Anura; Ranidae
Source: the annotation of a GenBank genome assembly
GUGGACCAGCUGACGGAUGGAUCUACCUGGCACGUGUUGGCGCUCACCGUCUGCCUAUAUGUCCUGCUCAAGCUGCUGCAAGGAGGAGGAGCAGGUGCAACAGGGUUUGUAAGUAACUUAAGAACCUUCCUAUGGAUCCGGGUCCAGCAGUUUACAAACCGCGAGGUACAGAUCCGCCUGUUUGCCCACCUGCACUCGCUGUCGUUACGCUGGCAUCUUGGACGUAAGACAGGGGAGGUACUCCGUAGUGUGGACAGAGGGACCAGCAGCAUCAACAGUCUACUGAGUUACAUAGUGUUCAGUAUACUUCCAACCAUUGCCGAUAUUGUCAUUGGGAUCGUCUAUUUCACGUCUUCCUUCAACGCCUGGUUUGGGUUGAUCAUUUUCGUCUGUAUGACUUUAUAUCUGACUCUCACCAUCAUUAUCACAGAAUGGAGAACGAAAUACCGCCGGGAUAUGAACACCAGAGACAAUGAAGCCAAAUCCCGGGCUGUAGACUCUCUGCUGAACUUUGAAACGGUGAAAUAUUAUAAUGCUGAAGACUAUGAGGUGAACCGAUUCAAUGAUGCCAUACUGAAAUACCAGGUGUCAGAGUGGAAGGUUAAUGCUACGUUGGCAUUUUUAAAUCAGACCCAGAACCUUAUCAUUGGGCUGGGGCUAUUGGCUGGCUCAUUGCUGUGCGCCUACUUUGUCACUGAAAACAAGUUUAAAGUUGGUGACUAUGUGCUUUUUGGUACCUAUAUCAUCCAACUUUACACACCACUCAACUGGUUUGGUACCUACUACAGAAUGAUUCAGAAUUCAUUCAUCGACAUUGUUAUAAUAUAUUGCACUGUUUGCCUUUUUUUUUUUCAAUUCAGCUCUAUGCAUUGCGAAGCGCUGUGGUUCCGCCAUGGAAAAAUUGAGUUUGAAAAUAUCCAUUUCAGCUAUACAGACGGUCGUGAGAUCCUGCGAGAUGUCUCUUUCACCGUGAUGCCGGGGCAGACUGUGGCGCUGGUGGGGCCCUCAGGCUCAGGAAAAAGCACAAUUAUACGUCUUCUCUUCCGCUUUUAUGAUGUGAAAGGAGGCAGCAUCCGGGUUGAUGGGCAGGAUAUUUCCACGGUUCUGCAAGCCUCUCUUCGCUCCCACAUUGGGGUGGUGCCUCAGGACACAGUGCUGUUUAAUGAUACUAUUCGGAAUAAUAUCCGCUAUGGGCGUGUCAGCGCCAGCGACGAGGAGGUGGAGCAAGCAGCAAUUGCGGCCGAUAUUCACGAACGGAUACUCUCCUUCCGUGAUGGAUACGACACACAAGUCGGGGAACGGGGUCUGAAGUUAAGUGGUGGAGAGAAGCAACGAGUCGCCAUUGCACGAACCAUUCUAAAGGGGCCACAAAUCGUCCUUCUAGAUGAGGCCACGUCAGCACUAGAUACUGAAACAGAACGCAACAUCCAAGCAUCUCUGGCCAAAGUCUGCGCCAAUCGCACUACAAUUGUUGUCGCUCAUCGACUCUCCACCGUGAUCAAUGCAGAUCAGAUCCUGGUUCUGAAAGAAGGACAAAUUAUAGAAAGAGGAAGACAUGAGGAGCUCCUCGCUAAAGGAGGGAUCUACGCAGGAAUGUGGCAGAAGCAGCAGAGCAGCAAUGAGUCCUCCUCUGACUCCGAUACCGAGAGGAAAGACAAAACCUCAGAGAAACUGCAACAGCCCAAGCCGGCUCUAAGGAAACCUCACUAG